AUGUGUGGUGAAUUAACUCAAGAAUCAUCACCUCACGAAGGCGAUUCUAGUAGUGAAAAUAUUCAUAGAUUUGGAGCUAUGACAGUUAAAAGUGAACCAGAAAAUGGUGUUGGAAGUAGUGGAAUGUUGGAAAGACAGGAUCUAAGUUGUGAACAAAUACCCGAUGAGAUUUUAAACAAUAUUCACCGAAAUGGUUAUCACCACCAACAAGAACAACAACAAUUACAACAGCACUAUCCCCCAAAUAAUUGGCAACAAACAUUUCUUCUUCAACAACAAAAUAAUCAACAACAACAACAAUUACUUUCUUCCUCUUUACCAACAUAUUCUUCUUCAACUUCCCCAUCAGCCACUUCUACUAAUUUUGAUAUUUCUUCCUCUUCAAUUGUGCCAUCAACAUAUAUUCCUCAACAACAAUUUUGUCAACAAUACCCACAAGGAAUGGUUAAUCAUUAUCAAAAUUGGUAUUGGUCUGGGGCGGCAGCAGCCGCAGCAGCUGGACAGGGAUGGAUGCAGAUGCAGCAAAAUCAUGGAGGAAAUGAAAUUAUGUGCAGAACAGGACUAUCAAAAACAGAAGAUUCAAAUCGUGAUUAA
This is a messenger RNA of Meloidogyne enterolobii, 594 nucleotides long. Lineage: Eukaryota; Metazoa; Nematoda; Chromadorea; Rhabditida; Meloidogynidae. The record is from the annotation of a GenBank genome assembly.